AUUCGGCAGUACAAGUGGAAUACUCUUUAUGUAAACUUGUAUUUCACUGACUAGAAAAUGUUGAAAACGGGAAUUUUCUACAACAAAGGCAAUCUCUUUCAAUAUAUUGCAACAAUAGCAGGAGCAUUCUCAAUCAUGAGUUCUGGAAUAAACCUUGGUUGGACUUCACCUUAUUUACCAAUACUCACUUCAAACACCUCUACAAUUCCCACAACCAGCGACGAAGGAUCCUGGUGUGCAAUCGCACCCUUGUUAGGCUCUCCAGUGGGAGCAUUGAUAUCAGCCUUCCUAGCAGAUAGGAUCGGAAGAAAAUUCACCACCCUUCUAUUGGCACCCAUAGUAUUCCUUUGUUUCGUGCUGCUAGCGUUCGCCAGUUCGAUCUGGGAGAUCAGUGCUCUGAGAUUCAUCAUCGGUGCAACAGAAGGUGCCUCUUACACAGCUCUGCCGAUGUAUAUAGGUGAGAUAUCCGAUCCUGAAAUAAGGGGUUUCCUGACAGCCACCAUCGCCAUAUUCGCUAUAACAGGGACUCUUUUCAUCAACGUAAUUGGUUCACUGACGGACAUAUUCACAUCCAGCAUCAUCUGCUCCGCGAUACCGGUGAUUCACUUCAUAGUGUUUGCUGCCAUGCCAGAGUCACCCUACUACUACAUCAAGAAGAAAAAUAACGAAGAUGCGCGAGUAUCUUUGGAAAUUCUCAGAGGAACCACUGAUAUAGCUAACGAGAUGCUGAGUCUCCAGAAGGCUGUCACUAGGCAAGAAAGAUCAGAAAGAACUGGUUUCUUGGAUCUUGUUACCGUGCCCAGUAUUCGCAGAGCUUGCUUCAUUUUCCUCAUACUCUGUUUGACGAACAAGUUCAGUGGCAAGAAUCCUUGUCUUUUUUACACCGAGACCAUUUUCAAGGAAAGCGGUAGUAAAAUCAAUCCUACAUUAUCUGUGAUAAUAUAUUGUAGUAUGGAGUUGAUAGCAGUGACUGCCACCACUUUGUUCAUAGUUGAUAGAUUCGGAAAGCGAAAACUGAUGAUCACUUCUGCAGCUGGAUGUGGUAUAUCUGUCUUCUUGUUAGCUCUUCACUUCUACUUGAAAGAUUACCAUUUGGGUAUUGUUGAGGAUUUAGACUGGCUGCCAAUUACAGCAUUGGUUUCCUACAACAUCCUCUUCAGUAUUGGAUUGGCUUUUGGUCCAGUUAGUGUACUGAGUGAACUGUUUCCUACCAGUGUCAAGGCAAAGGCUCUAGGUGUAGCAGAUACUUUCUCUGUUCUCAUGGGCGCUGUAGUAUCUAAACUCUUCCAGAUAGCUAUGGACGAGUUUGAGACGAUGAGUAUUCCUUUCUUUUUUUUCGCUUUUUGUUGUGGCCUAGGCCUCAUAUUCAUUGUAAAAUAUGUGCCAGAAACCAAGGGCAAAACUUUGGAAGAGAUCCAACAUUUCCUAAUAGGAGACGAGAAAUAAAUAUUGCUAGAGUCACCAACUGAAUGUUGCCCAUCUUAGCAGUGAUUGACCCACUUGUCCAAUACAGUGCCAUAACUUGAGCUACAAGAUGAUUGAUGUUUACAGUAAUAGGAAUACCUACAUUGAGCUUCUCAGUACGAUGAAUCAAUACUGUAAGUUUCAUUUUCUACAAAAAAUAUUGUUUGUUUUAAUAUGUGAGAUACAUAUUUUUAUGUCACCCAUUCAAUAGAAUACUGUUAGUACCUAAAUAAUUAUUAUGUGCAAUAC
Messenger RNA from Phaedon cochleariae (mustard beetle), 1713 nucleotides. NCBI's taxonomy places the organism in Eukaryota, Metazoa, Arthropoda, Insecta, Coleoptera, Chrysomelidae. The record is from the annotation of a GenBank genome assembly.